Molecule: messenger RNA, 828 nt
Organism: Echinococcus granulosus
Lineage: Eukaryota; Metazoa; Platyhelminthes; Cestoda; Cyclophyllidea; Taeniidae
Product: Ankyrin repeat and KH domain-containing protein
Exons: 5
Coding region: 1-828 (275 amino acids)
Molecular function (GO): protein binding
Source: RefSeq, a predicted model, not a curated record
AUGGGGACAGCUCUGGGUCCACUGCACAAGGGCUUGACGAUGAUAGUGCUACAGGUUCGGCAAGAGCCGUUGCGGACGUGGGUGCAACUACGCACUGUUCGGGUUACGUUCAAGCCACUUCUACCUGGAGAGGGUAGUGCUGGCGGCUAUGUGGUGGUUGGAAUGGCUGCUGGAGGACAUUUAAACUGCGUGAAGUUUCUCCUGCAACACAGUCCCUCGGAAGUCGUGAAUCACAGACAGUGCACUCCACCAAUGCGGGCCACCAUGAAAGGUCGUACUGAGAUUGUUCGACAUCUGUUUGACAACAACGCCAUAGUAAGCUCUCAACUAAACGCUAACAAGGAAUCCGCUUUGACUCUAGGAUGCGGAUCAGGCAAAGUGGACUUGGUAAAGCUUCUCUUAGAGCGUGGCUCUCCUAUAGUAGAUAGGAGCGCAGAGUUAAAUGCAGCACUCCGGGAAGCCGUGUUAUUUGGUCGAGUAGAGUUGGUUCAAAUCCUACUCAACCAUGGUGCAGAUGCUAAUCAUUCCAACGACACAAGCUCACCAGUCAUUUUUUUAUCUAUCGACUCCAACAAGGUCAGCAUUUUAGACCUUCUUAUAGCCCAUGGGGCAAAUAUUGAGCAAUUAGGUGGACAAGAUUACACGCAACUCAUGAAAGCUGCAAAGACUGGUAAAAGAGAAAUGGUUGCUGCUUUGUUGGUCACUGGGGCUAAUCCUAAAGUGCGAAGAAAAGUGGACAGAAAGACGGCUUUGUCGCUUUCUAGGAGUCAGGGACACAAGGAGAUUUGCACGAUAAUUUUAAAGGCCAAAGUCAAGAAAACUUCUUAA